Messenger RNA from Microplitis mediator, 2103 nucleotides. RefSeq names its product acyl-CoA-binding domain-containing protein 4. Gene Ontology annotation, biological process: fatty acid metabolic process. The record is from RefSeq and is a predicted model, not a curated record. The transcript has 5 exons. Gene Ontology annotation, molecular function: fatty-acyl-CoA binding. NCBI's taxonomy places the organism in Eukaryota, Metazoa, Arthropoda, Insecta, Hymenoptera, Braconidae. Bases 420 to 1487 code for a protein of 355 amino acids.
UCAGCAAUCAUAGCAUCGAUGCAUUGAAAUUGCAAGAAAAUAAAAAAAAAUUAAAAUAAAUAAUAAAGAAGUUUUUUUUUAUCUUUAAACUUUAAACGUACGUCGAGUUAUCGUGUCAUUAUUGCUAUCAACAUACUAAGUAUAAGUCUGAAAGUUAAAUGUGUGUUUUAUUUGGUUUAGUGCUUACUCUCACUUAUUAAUAUAUAUAUAUAUACAUAUAUAUAUAUUUUUUUACUUUGUUUAUUCAUUAUUAUUUUAUCCCAGUUUUAAUGUUAGAAAUAUAGGAGUGGUGAAAGGACUUAAUUGUUUUUUAGUUUCUCAUGUUUUAAUUGUCUAUUGUUAUCCACAUAUAUUUUAUUUCUGUUAAGUCAUUGUGUAUAUAUAUAUACGUUGAUAUAUUUGUUAAUAAUUAAUUAAUAAUGACUACUGAGGAAAAAUUCGAUGCGGCUGUCAAUGUUAUUAGAAAUCUACCGAAAAAUGGUGCUUACCAGCCGAGUCAUGAAUUACAAUUACGUUUUUAUGCUUACUACAAACAAGCAACAAAAGGCGCAUGCCAGCAGCCAAAACCAGCAUUUUGGGAAGUCGUAAAAAAAGCUAAAUGGGAUGCUUGGAUGAAACUAGGAAACAUGAGUCGCCAGGAGGCCAUGAAUAAUUACGUCGAUGAACUGAAAAAAAUUGUUGAAACGAUGUCUUACACUGAUAAUGUGGCCAAUUUUUUAGGAAGCUUAGAUUCAUUUUAUGAAAGUGUACCCGCUGAAGAUUUAGAAUUGCUCGUCGGCCCAGUUAUUGAACGUAUACGUUCACAACCCGGUUCACCAUUAUCUGGAUCGCCAUUAGGAUCUAGAGAAACAUCACCACAAAGAGUACGCAAUUCAUCACGUCAUAUUACUAGUAGCUUGGAAACAAGCCCAGCUAGUAGUCAUAGUGCUAGUCCGUUACCACCUGAUAGUGAUGGUGAUGAAGAAGAAGAAUUUAAAGAUACUUUAGAGUCAGCACCAGUAGAAAAAUCAAUCAAAGAAUCAAAGUCUUCCACAGGACAUGUACAAUCAAAAAAAAUUACACAGGACCAAGUUAAGUCAGCAACAUUACCAUCAAAUUUAACAAACGGCCACGUUCAUAAUAAAAAAGAAGAUAAACAUAAUUUAAUGAGUAAUGAAAAACACAAUAAUCAAGAUCGCAGCAGAGCAAGAGAAAAGAAAACCGAUAGAGAUCUAAGUGAUGAUAUUAAAAAUGAACUUAUAAAUCAAAUGGCCGAGACACUGCAAACUUUACAGAAUGAUUUAGACAGGAUAAAUGGCCGUGUUAGGAGUCUAGAAGGACAAAAUUUACAAUUACUCGCUCCACAAUCGGAACGAUCAAAUAUUUACCCAAGAUGGUGGCCCCUAUCCGAUUGCUCACCAAGAAUUUUAGCAAUAAUAAUAUUGUGGCCGUUUGCAGCUCAAUUUUUAACAAACAUAAUCCGACGUUAUCGCCAACAAAGAAUUUGAUCAAAUUUAUAAUCGAUAAAUAUUUUUAUGUCUACUAUAUAAAACUAUUUCUCGAUAAAAUUAAAAAUAGAUAAAAAUAGUUUAUUAUAAAUUUUAAAAUAAAAGACAUUUAAAUAAUAAAGUUAUUAAUUGUUUACACAAAUGAAAAAUAUAAAUCAAUAAUUAUGUAAAAAAAUUUUUUUCUUUUAUAAGUUAAAUUUAUAUAUAACAAUAAUUAUUUGUAUAUAAUGAAAGAUAAAUUAUAAAACAAAUAAAUAUUAUUAUUGUUCCUCAAAUUGCUCAAAUUGUUACCGAUAAAGCUCUAAUGAGGAAUGUAAAUUUACACGGUAGCCAAUAUAUUUAAUUAUAAAUUAUAUAUUAAUAUAAAUUUUAAAAGAAAAUUAAUGUUUAAUAAUAAAUUGUCUAUAAGACGUUAAAUGUUUACUAAUAAUUUGAUAAAUUGUACAAAAAAAAUACUAUUACAUUCACAUAUAUAUUUUUCAUUAUUAGUUCUUUAAUUAUAUAUAUAAAUAAAUAUUAUCUCACGCUCUUAUUUUUUUUUCAAGUAUAAGUUUAAUUAUGUAAUGUAAAGAAAAAUUUUUAUUAUUGUUUAAUUUUUUUUUUUUGUCAAUUUUUG